AUGUUUCAUGAGUUUCUAUAAGAGUUGGGUACAUUGAAAAAUGCAGAACUUCCAUUCCCUUUCCGUAACUAAUUCAAAAUUAAGGAGAAUUUCAUUAAUCCUAAUAGCAAACAUUUCGACUCUAUAGCCUAAAAGUUAAGAAAAUCAUUUAUAUUGUUUUAGAUUAUUAUCUGAAGAGAAAGCAGGAAUUAAACGUAAAUGGGACAAAUAAUGUAAGAUGAUGUUUAUUUGGAUAUUGGGUAAAUUCUUUUAACUGAAAAACAAAAAGACCAUAAACCCAAACCAAGAGGAAUGGAUCUAAUUAGGAUCAAUCCUAAAAAUUGAUGAAACUACACUAAAAUAAAGAUGGAUUACUUUAAUUAAUCCAGUAUCCAAGAGUAUUAAUUGGGAUCCAGAAGAAGAUGAAAUCAUAAAGUCACUAAUGCAGUGAGUUUAUUUAUAUCAAUAAAUUAGUGAAUAAGAUGAAAAGCACAUUUGGACACAUAUUGCACUUGAAUUAUAUAAUCAAAAUAAUGGAUAAUUCAUUAGAACACCCAAAUAAGUUAGAGAAAGAUGGAUUAAUUAUUUAAAUCCAAAACUUAAAAAGUAACCUCACUUAUUAAACACAAUAGAACUAAUUGGAGUCAGUAGGAAGAUCUUCAAUUAUUAAAUACAGUUGUUAAAAAUGGUAAGAGAUGGUCACUUAUAUCUACAUUACUUGAAGGUAGGACUGAGAACUAAGUCAAAAAUAGGUAUUAUUAAUACUACCAUCUUAUAGAUUCAAAAGUUUAAUUUAAAAAAUACAUAAAGAUGAAGAAGAUGAUGAUAUUGAAGAAUUACAGGCUAUCAAAGAAUAUUUGAAUAAAUAAAACAUUGAAGAAGAGUAAGAACCAUAAAAAGAAGAACCUUAAAUUAGAACACAUUAUUCAAGAUAAGCUAAAUUAAAAUUCAAUCUAAGAGACAAGACCAAAGACAAAAUUCAAGAAGCUCCUCCAAUUGUACCUUAAGAAAUCUAAACUAAAAGAAGAAAGAUAAGUUCUUAAAUUAAGGAUUUCUUAAAUAUUGGUCUUGAUUCUGUUGUUUAAUAAUCAUAAAAGGUUUAAUAAAUUCAAAAGACAAAAUUAAAGGAAAAUAAAUAAUAAUAAUAAUAAUAAUAAUAAUAAUAAUAAUAAUAAUAAUAAUAAUAAUUAAUAAUAAGAUAAUAAUAAGAAUAAAUAAUCAAUAAACAAAAUGAUGAAUAAUUAUUAGAAUAAUCAUCUUUUUAACUAGAUCAAUAAUAAAAAAUACUUUCCUAAUAAUAUUAAAUACCCUAAUUAUAAUUAAAUGAAAAUAAUAAGAGAGAUUUAUCAACACCAAACACUUUAUCUUAUUAUUUUCAACCAUAACUAUAAUAAAUGGAAGAUUUAAAGCAUGAUCAAUUCAGAUUAAAAUAAAUUCAAAUGUCUCCUAUUCAAUAACAAUAAAAUUAAGUACACUAUCAAGGAUUUCGUCCAUUUUAAGAAGAAAUCCCUUAAUAAAUAUAAUAGACUCCUGUUUAAAUGUUAAUGGGAUAAUAUUUUAAGAAUUACCCUUCCAAUUAUAACCUAAUUUCCCCUUUCCCAUAAAUCAAUUAAACUCCUAUGGUAUACACACCUGCAUAGCCCAUGUAUAUGUACAACAAUAAUAAUAAUGCAUAUAUGGGCAUGUCACCUUUGCUCAUUCGCAGUCCAUAUCAAGAGAUGUCCCCUAGUAUUCAACCUUAAUAGGUACCACUAUAGUAAAAUAUGUGGUAAACUCCACAAUAAGCUCCUAUUGAUUAAAUGUAAAGUGAAUAAUAAAAGCAAUAAUAGUUUGUAAACAAUUAUAUGUUAAUUUAGAAUACAAAUUUGGAAUUUUUAAAAUCAAAUAAUCUACUUAAUACAUGGAUUAAAAAAAGAACUAAUGAAAAGUAAAAUUAACCAUUUUAUGACUCAUAAUAAUCACUUGAUUAAUGA
Messenger RNA from Paramecium pentaurelia, 1952 nucleotides. The record is from the annotation of a GenBank genome assembly. NCBI's taxonomy places the organism in Eukaryota, Ciliophora, Oligohymenophorea, Peniculida, Parameciidae.